AUGGAUUUGAGUGAGAAGUUGAGAGAGGGUGCUCAAGAAGGCAAUAUUGAUGGCUUGUAUGCAAUCAUUCGGGAGGAUCCAUGCAUUUUGGAGCUCAUUGAUCAAGUUCCUUUCGUGGAUACUCCAUUACACGUAGCUGUAGCAGCGGGGAACGAUGAUUUUGCAAUGGAGAUCAUGAACUUAAAGCCAUCAUUUGCCAGGAAGCUGAACAAAGAUGGCUAUAGUCCAAUUCACCUUGCGUUGCAGAAUGAGAAAAGCGUGCUUCGUCUCUUGGCUGCAGAUAAAAGUCUGGUUCGUGUCGAAGGGAGGGAGGGCUACACUCCUUUACAUUGGGUGGCUGCACAAGGGAACCUUCGUCUUUUAGCCCAAUUUCUGGUGGAUUGUCCUGAAUGUGUUCAAGAUGGGACGAUUCGGAACGAGACUGCCUUGCACGUUGCUGCGAAGAGCAAUAACAAACUUGAAGCUCUUCAAGUCCUGACGCGAUCGCUUAGAAGGACCUAUUUCUACAGCUCUUCUUUUGGGGAAAAAGCUCUUGAACUGGAAGGACAAAGAUGGCAACACUGUGCUGCACUCUUAAUGGAGAAUGGUCUAAAGACCUGUUGGAACUUGACAGUGGCAAUUCUUGAUAGUCCAUUUGGUGCCAUAGCGUAUUCCAAAGUUAAUAUCAAUGAGAUCAAUUCAAGUGGCAUGACAGCAUUGGAUGUCAUACAAGAACUCCCAGUCCUCGAGCAAUCUGCAAAAAGAAAGGCAAUGGACAUUCUACUGAAUGCCGAAGGUUUGAGCACUUCAUCUAUACCAAGAGCUCAAACCCUACACGAAUUGUUAGGAUCAAAGAUUACAUUUCUUGAAAGAGCAUUCAGUGAAGUGUUUUAUGAUAUUACAAAUAUGUCAGCUGAAAGAAGCAGUGCAGUUCUAGUGAUAUUGGUCCAGAUUCCAACAUCCACAUACCAAGCCACUCUCAGCCCACCUGGUGGUAUGUUGCAGGGUGAUGGAUCUGAUUGUGUCUGCAAACAGACCAAUUCCACCAACUCAAAUGGUGGGAAAUCGGUCCUGAGUUCAGCUUCUUUUCUUCUGUUCUAUGUCCCAAACACUAUUGCUUUUAUAAUGACAUUGAUCCUAACACUUGGGCUUCCCGCAAUUAUUGCUAGUGGGAUCAGUUCUCUUCUUCUAGUGCCACUACUUCUCUUAUAUUUUUGCCUUCUGAGUUCUACAUUUGACAUAUCACCCAAUUCGGCUGUGGUAAUAUUUGGUUUUCUCCCUCUUCUUAGUUUACCUGUAAUGCUAAGAGUCAUUGGACACGCAAAAUGUCUCAAGAAAUAUAUGGUUGAAGAAGUUUAA
Molecule: messenger RNA, 1338 nt
Organism: Durio zibethinus
Lineage: Eukaryota; Viridiplantae; Streptophyta; Magnoliopsida; Malvales; Malvaceae
Molecular function (GO): protein binding
Source: RefSeq, a predicted model, not a curated record